ACUACCGUACCAACCAGCCAAGCAACUAAUCAGCAUUGCAUAAUUUCAGCGUGCUACUUUGCUUCCUGUCUCCGUUCCUUCAUUCCGAUCGCGAAAUCUUUGGGUUCAAGGGACGAGUCACGCAGGGACGUAAACCUCAAGGCAGCCAUGGGGAAACAGAACAGUAAGCUGAAGCCGGAGGCUCUGGCAGACUUGAGAGAACAGACGGAGUUUAAUGAGAUUGAGCUGCAGGAGUGGUACAAGGGGUUUCUGAAGGACUGCCCUGACGGUACCCUCACUGUCGAUGAAUUCAAGAAAAUCUAUGGGAACUUCUUCCCGUACGGAGAUGCCUCCAAGUUCUCGGAGCACGUCUUCCGUACGUUUGACGCUAACGGAGACGGUAGGAUAGACUUUCGGGAGUUCAUCUGUGCGCUGAGUGUGACGUCAAGAGGGACGCUGGAGCAGAAGCUGAAGUGGGCCUUCAGUAUGUACGACCUGGAUGGGAAUGGCUACAUCUCCAAAGACGAGAUGUUGGAAAUAGUUCGGGCGAUCUACAAGAUGGUAGGCAAUGUCGUGAAGAUGCCGGAAGACGAGUCCACUCCCGAGAAGCGGGUAGACAAGAUCUUCCGCCAGAUGGACAAAAACACGGACGGAAAACUCUCUCUAGCGGAGUUCACUGAAGGCGCUCAGAGCGACCCCUCAAUCGUGAGGCUUCUGCAGUGUGACCCCAGUGGCGGUGGCAAGUGAUCUGAUGGUGGUUUACCUCAUUUGGAUACCACUUACUGUGGCCAAGAAAUAUGUUGAUUGUUCACCCCCAUUUUGUAUAAGUAGAAUAGUUCAUAUAUACCAAUCACAAGUAAUGACAGAGAUGCUGAUGCUUUCAUUCAAUGACUUUACUACUAGUGGCAACGAUCUGCUGACGUUUCAGGAAUACAGUAGAGGAGAAACAAGGGAAACUUUCAAAUUACAUCCACUGAUUUGGCACAUAGCAGAAAUAAACAGCAUGAGUCCAUCCCAGACUUCAAACCAACCUUACAACCAAACAUAACUCCAAUUCCUUAGUUUUUUCAAGACAUUGUUAAGAUCAGUACAUUCACUAAACCAGCUGUACCAGUGAAAACAGAAAUCGCGUUUCAUGGUUUUAUGUCAUGUUUCACAUCUUGUUGUAAUUACGGCCUGCCCCUGAGGCGUCGCCAAAAAUGUAUCUUGUGAAAAGAGCUGCAUUGUGAUUUCAAUGACAUUAUCAUUGCAAACCAUCUCAUACAUUUGACUUUUAACUUGUGUUAGAACAAAGAGAAGACUGCUCUGCAGUAUUCAUUGUUAAGAAAACGAGGGCACCAAUUGCACUUUUGACAAGGAGGGUAGAUACAAAAAAGUUGUGUGGCUUUAGUAGCAUGAAUGAGUAGACUUUUUUCCAAGUGACUCUUAGAUAACUGUUUCUAAUAAAGAAAAAAUUGUUUGGCUUGUUCUGAAGAAGUUACAAAAUCGUGCUGAUAGUUUUUGUCCACUGGAAUUUCAAAGAUUGUAGUUGUUGCUGUGACAAAGCCGAAGUGUAUAUUGUACAUUCCAUAAGGCACUUAAAGCAACAUAUAAUUUGAGAAUACAGUUUAACACAUCACAGAGUUGGUUUAGUACUAAGUAGUGCCAGUAAUAUAAAGUUUUACAAGAUUGUCAACAGA
This is a messenger RNA of Branchiostoma floridae (Florida lancelet), 1658 nucleotides long. RefSeq names its product neurocalcin homolog. Lineage: Eukaryota; Metazoa; Chordata; Leptocardii; Amphioxiformes; Branchiostomatidae. The record is from RefSeq and is a predicted model, not a curated record. Bases 148 to 726 code for a protein of 192 amino acids. Gene Ontology annotation, molecular function: calcium ion binding. The transcript has 4 exons.